This is a messenger RNA of Fusarium proliferatum ET1, 915 nucleotides long. RefSeq lists its product as uncharacterized. Gene Ontology annotation, biological process: regulation of DNA-templated transcription. The transcript has a single exon. Gene Ontology annotation, molecular function: DNA-binding transcription factor activity, RNA polymerase II-specific; zinc ion binding. Lineage: Eukaryota; Fungi; Ascomycota; Sordariomycetes; Hypocreales; Nectriaceae. The record is from RefSeq and is a predicted model, not a curated record. The coding region runs from base 1 to 915 and encodes 304 amino acids.
AUGACCGGGAAUCGCGAUUCUCCCAAUUCGGUUCUAUCCGAUGUCCCUCGGGAGCUCGACCCUAGAGCACCACCAGCUCCACUUGACUUGCUAUCAACUGUUUCAUCCGUUUUUCACCAACGAUCAGAGAGGCUUCGGCGAGAGGCCCUUGCUCUUACAGACGCAGAGAUCGAGGCUGGAUUCGUCGCUACUCGAGAAGCGCGGAUCAAAGAGAAGCUCGAAAAAUUGGAGGAGGAAGAGACAUCAGAAGGCGAGUGGGCCGAAGAAGAGUAUGAAGACGAAAUUCCUUCCAGGGAAGAUGUUGAAGCUUUCGUCAAUGGUGUGAUUGAUAAGGAAGCCACAGGCUCUGUCCUUGAGCGUGCAAUAGGAGAAACAGUAGAGGACCAUAGAAAACGGAUGGAAACUCUCGAGGACCGCAUUCAGGGGUAUCAACUCUCCAAGGCCGUGCUCGAAGACGUCCGGGGAGAUCCUCCAAGGUACGUGGAAGGGUUCCCAGUGAACCUCGUCAACGCUUUUUUGCGCCUACGUCCUCGCAUUGCCGUGAUGAAUACGGGGGGGUUUAUUUGUCUUCAGUGUCAAGUCAAAGGGAAACGGUGCUCGCGAAACAUGAACUAUUCACCCGCCUGCGAGCGAUGCAGACGCCAUGGAGACCCCUGUUUAGUCAAGGACUUUACCCACCCUGUUGCAGUGCGCUGGUGGUUUGCUAGGGGUCAAGAAACCGGUCACAUUGAACAGGUGGAGUUAGAAUGGUGGUUGGAGAGGCUGGCGAAUAAAGGUCAGACAGAGGGCAUCCAGGCCUUGCCAGUGUGGCCUGAGGUCGGAAAUAAUCCAAGCAAUAAUCGUGGUGAAGAGGAAUUGCCUCAGAAGUGGCAACACAUCUUGAAAGGAUCCGCCAAAAGGAAAAUAAAUGCAUAG